Molecule: messenger RNA, 2020 nt
Organism: Pleuronectes platessa (European plaice)
Lineage: Eukaryota; Metazoa; Chordata; Actinopteri; Pleuronectiformes; Pleuronectidae
Gene: pak1
Product: p21 protein (Cdc42/Rac)-activated kinase 1
Exons: 16
Coding region: 222-1904 (560 amino acids)
Biological process (GO): regulation of actin cytoskeleton organization; regulation of axonogenesis; protein phosphorylation
Cellular component (GO): cytoplasm
Molecular function (GO): protein serine/threonine kinase activity; ATP binding
Source: RefSeq, a predicted model, not a curated record
GUUUACUGUGGAAGAAGCAGGAGGGAGACAGAGCGGAGCGGAGCCGGCAGGAGAGCACUCUUCCCCGGAUACAUGAGACCGGCAUUGACCCCCAACUCUCCGGUAUCUUUCUCCAGCUCCGGAGCAGCGGCUGCAGGUUCAAUCUGUCCACCAGCCUUCCAGUGAGAGGACCGACCCAGAGACGACAUAAACAGGAGCGGUCGGCUGCAGCUGAGCUGAAGAUGUCCGAUAAUGGGGAGGUUGAGGACAAGCCCCCUGCUCCGCCCAUGAGGAACACCAGCACCAUGAUUGGUUCCUGCAACAAGGACCCCGCCCCCCUCAACCACAGCUCCAAGCCCCUCCCACCGAACCCGGAAGACAAGAAGAAGAAAGAUCGCUCGAUCCGAUUCAUCCUGACCGGAGGAGGCGAUAAGACCUAUAAGAAAAAGGAGCGUCCAGAGAUUUCCCUGCCGUCAGAUUUUGAACACACCAUCCAUGUGGGCUUCGAUGCUGUCACCGGGGAGUUUACUGGCAUGCCGGAGCAGUGGGCCCGGCUCUUGCAGACAUCCAACAUCACCAAGUUGGAGCAGAAGAAGAAUCCUCAGGCCGUCCUCGACGUUUUAAAGUUCUACGACUCGAAGGAAACGGCCAAUAGCCAGAAAUACAUGAGCUUCACAGAUAAAAAUGCAGAUGCGUACAGUUCCUCCACAACAACGAGCACCAAGGCCGUGUCAGAGACGCCCGCCAUAGCAACCGUAUCGGAGGACGAGGACGAAGCCGAGCCACCGCCGGUGAUCGCCCCCCGACCAGAGCACACUAAAUCAAUAUACACUCGCUCAGUGAUCGAGCCCCUCCCUCUUCUCCCUCCGACCAAAGAUGCAGCGACCUCCCCCAUCAACCCGCCAGCCGCGGAAGCCGCCGCCCCCCCCGCCCCGCCUGCAGAGGGAGCUCCCAGCAGCCCCCCCACUGCGAGCCCUGCCCCCGGACCUUCCCUGUCCCGCCCCCAGGACAAAACCAGGAAGAAGAAGAUGUCAGACGAGGAGAUUCUGGAGAAACUACGGACGAUUGUAAGUGUUGGAGACCCCAAGAAGAAGUAUACACGGUUUGAGAAGAUCGGACAGGGGGCGUCUGGGACGGUGUACACGGCCAUCGACAUCGCCACGGGGCAGGAGGUCGCCAUCAAACAGAUGAACCUGCAGCAGCAGCCGAAGAAAGAACUGAUCAUCAAUGAGAUUCUGGUGAUGAGGGAAAAUAAAAACCCAAACAUUGUCAACUACCUGGACAGUUACCUGGUGGGUGACGAGCUGUGGGUGGUGAUGGAGUACCUGGCCGGAGGUUCGUUGACUGACGUGGUCACAGAGACCUGCAUGGAUGAAGCCCAGAUAGCUGCCGUGUGCAGAGAGUGUCUGCAGGCGUUGGAGUUCCUCCACUUCAACCAGGUCAUCCAUCGAGACAUCAAGAGCGACAACAUCCUGCUCGGCAUGGACGGCUCCGUCAAACUCACUGACUUCGGGUUCUGCGCUCAGAUCACCCCCGAGCAGAGCAAACGCAGCACCAUGGUGGGGACUCCGUACUGGAUGGCUCCCGAGGUCGUGACCCGUAAAGCCUACGGCCCCAAAGUGGACAUCUGGUCGCUGGGCAUCAUGGCCAUAGAGAUGGUGGAGGGAGAGCCGCCCUACCUGAAUGAAAACCCACUCAGGGCGCUGUAUCUCAUCGCAACCAACGGAACGCCAGAGCUGCAGAACCCCGAGAAACUGUCCACGAUAUUCAGAGACUUCCUGAACCGAUGUCUGGAGAUGGACGUGGAGAAGAGAGGGUCGGCUAAAGAGCUGCUGCAGCAUCAGUUUCUGAAGAUGGCGAAGCCUCUCUCCAGUCUGACUCCUCUCAUUCUGGCUGCCAAGGAAGCUGCCAAGAACAACCGCUAGCGAGCCCUGCACUCAUUCAUUUGUCUGUCUCUCUCUCUCUACAUCCCUCCUUCCUUUCUCUUCUUUCUUCUCCUCCUGUUUUUCGGGAGGUGGUGAUGGCUGCUGGGUUACAUAAC